Molecule: messenger RNA, 1789 nt
Organism: Scatophagus argus
Lineage: Eukaryota; Metazoa; Chordata; Actinopteri; Scatophagidae
Product: secretagogin-like
Exons: 11
Coding region: 89-895 (268 amino acids)
Biological process (GO): regulation of long-term synaptic potentiation; regulation of presynaptic cytosolic calcium ion concentration
Cellular component (GO): nucleus; dendrite; synapse
Molecular function (GO): calcium ion binding
Source: RefSeq, a predicted model, not a curated record
UGCACAUCUCUGGAAAGCAAAGCUUUCUUGCUCUUUUUCCUGCUGAUCUGCUGUCACCAGCUCGACCUCUGGACGGGUCUUCUGCAACAUGGACCUCCUGGAUGCUGUGGGUUUCUUGCAGAUCUGGCAACAUUUUGAUGUGGAUGAUAACGGCUACAUCGAAGGAAAGGAGCUGGAUGCUUUCUUUCAACACUUGCUGGCAAAAUUUGGGAUGAAGAGGGAGGAGAUAACAGAAGACAACAUCAGAAGCCUGAAGGACAGAUUCAUGUCUGCUCACGACGCAGCAGCUGGAGGACGGCUGCAGAUUCAAGAGGUGGCCGCCAUGAUGUUGCCAGAGGAGGAGAACUUCCUGCUUCUGUUUCGCAGAGAGACGCCCCUGGACAACAGCGUGGAGUUCAUGAGGAUCUGGAGAAGCUAUGACACAGACAGCAGUGGCUACAUCUCAGCGAUCGAGCUCAAGGGCUUCCUUCAGGACCUCUUCCUCCAGCACAGGAAGUCCAUCACCCCUGACAAACUGGAGCAAUACACUGACACCAUGAUGAAGAUGUUUGACAGGAACAGGGACGGCAGACUGGACCUGAAUGACCUGGCCAGAAUCUUGGCCCUGAAAGAGAACUUCUUGCUGAAGUUUAAGAUGGACGCUUGCAGUCACGAGGACAGGAAGAGAGACUUUGAGAAGAUAUUUGCUCACUACGAUGUUAGUAAGACAGGUGCGUUGGAGGGCCCUGAAGUUGAUGGAUUUGUCAAGGACAUGAUGGAGCUGGUGAAGCCCAGCAUCAGCGGCACUGACCUGGACAAGUUCAGGAAAGCCCUGAUGGGUCACUGUGACAUCAACGGAGACGGAAAGAUCCAGAAGAACGAGCUGGCUCUCUGCCUCGGCCUCAAACUCAGCUAACGGACCCGUCUUCCCUGCGUCAAUCUUCUUCCUGCUCCUUGUCUUAAACUGCUCUUUCCUUUCUCUUUUUAAACUUUUUUGUAUUUGCUCCUGCCUGACUCAGUUCCUGUCCCAUAAGCAAUUCUUGGACGUGUCCUCCUGUAGGCUCCUGGCUCCCAGUUUAGUGUUAAAAGACUGAUGUUUCUACAUAUUUCAUCCUCGUUAAUACAAACAUGUUACAUUUUCUUAAUUUUGUAUGUUUUUCUGUGUCAAGGUUUAGAGCAGAUGUUGAAAUAAUGUAUAUCAAAUGUUGAUUUAUGGCACCGUGAUUUAAAUGUAGCUUUAAGUACCAAGAGUAUAAAAAUAUGAUAAAUAAUGGUGAUAAAUGAAACAGCGUUUGCGUGACAUUACUGUGAAACAAGUAACAUGAGUGAUGGUUAAUAAAGUAUGUUUAAUUGUUGUCAGCUGUCUUCUUUUCUGGCACAGUAGAUGAGGUAUGCAUCCUGCAAACAACAAGACCAGAGCCAGCAGACCAAAUACGAUGUUGUACCUGCAUACAUCUACAUAAUAUAUGAGGACGUUCAUAAGACCUGGACCAGGUUUUGUAUAGAGGCACAAUUACUGGCAUAACUACAUCUUCACAUGAUGUCUAAAAGAGUUGAGAGGGACUUAAAAAAGGCCACAUUUAAUAUAUGCAUGCAGCAAAAAAGCAUUGAGAUGUGUUUAUUCUUUUUAUCUGGAGGGAAACUUGCUCAAAGUCAGUUAUCACAGUGAAACUGUCUGCUUCUAUUUCUUUUGUGAAGCUUGCUUCACGUUAAUGAAAUCAAGGUGGGUUUUUUUGUCAAUUGCUGCCUUCCCUCCUUCCCUCAGUCUAACAACUGACUGCAUAAUGUGCUUCCUCACAACAUGUAAAGC